Molecule: messenger RNA, 2037 nt
Organism: Cladophialophora psammophila CBS 110553
Lineage: Eukaryota; Fungi; Ascomycota; Eurotiomycetes; Chaetothyriales; Herpotrichiellaceae
Exons: 1
Coding region: 1-2037 (678 amino acids)
Source: RefSeq, a predicted model, not a curated record
AUGGGUGCAGCAUCCUUUCCCACAGCCGCAAUGUUGCCAUCCAAGAAUUCUAGAACCCCUUCCAUGAGCCCGCUCGCCUGUGAGAAAAAGGCCCCUACACCUCAAACUGGAUUUUUCAACCUCAUCCUCAAUCACUCACAAGAUCAUGCUGCAGGGACCUCUGAUCCGCCUCGAGAGGAGUUACGCUCUGGAGGCAGGCAACUGAAACAAUGGAUCUCGCAGCCUCAGCCAGCAAUCUUUGGACCUACCUACCAGCCAGGCCCUCAAGGCGUGCUCGAGCAUACUUUUCCCAACAAUGAAGCGCGACAAUGGAUCUCGCAUCGCCAGCCAGCAGCCUUCGCACCUACCCACCAGUCGGGCCCCCAAGGCCUGCCCGAGCAUAUCUUCCUCAAGAAUGAAGCCGCAACUACGCAACCUGUGGAUCGAAGGGCCCUGCAAAGAAUGUCCCAGCAUGUUCGAGAAGGACAGGCUACACCUGCAGCCAGCCCGAAGCGCCCGGCCUCACCACCCUCCGGAUGGGCAUGUGUCAGGAAACGAAGGCAAUUCGGUAGCGAAGACCGUAAGGACACGAUACCCGAAGCUGAAAUCUCUAUGAACCAGCGUGCCGAUGCCGUCUCUAUGAAUGCGGCUGAUGAACGUGGUGGAGAUGAUGGCGCCCCCGUAGUGUUCUGCGGCGCCCCGGCUGCUCGACGAGCCUUGGGGAUGUCAAAUCCUUCCUUCCAGCAUGCCAAUUGUCAAGGCUGGACUGUAAUGGAGGAUAUGGGCCGCGCACAGGCUUCUACUAUGAUAACGCCAGUGCCGAGACGCUUCUCAAAUUCUGUCAAAGAUCUUCUGAACACGACGGUGAUCACUACAACACCAAGAACAAUCGAGGUCCCGGCACCAACACUCGUCUCAGGCAACCUAAUCGCCAGUAAAGAUGAUUCUCUGGAUACGGGAGUGAUCUCAACAGCACCAAGAACAAAUGAGAAUGACCAAGCACCGAAACCCGUCCCAGGCAAACUCAUUGCCAAUAAGGAUGAUCUUUCGGACAUGACAGUGGUCGCCAGAGAACUAGGAAGAUGCGAGAGCUCUGCACCCGCCCAUUCCACAGCAAACCCAGACAAAAAUGAAACAGAGCCCCAGGCCCCCCAAAAUGCCGACACAGGCCCCGAAAGCGUCGACAUAAGCUCUGAAAAUGUUGACGUAGACUUUGAAAAUGUCGACACCAGCACUCAGUUACCGUCCUUGCAGCCGCCAUUUGGAGAGGUUUUUACAUCCAACCACUCACCACCUGCCCAAGAGCCGAAUGUAGAAGAGGAAGAUCUAUAUGCGGCACACACCCAACUCCCCUUAUCUCACGAGCUGAUUGUGGUUUCCGAUGGCCUCUCCGUUGCGAACUUAGAGGCACCAUCUCCACAACUCGCCCAAGAGGAGAACCUAGAAGAGCAAGAUCUCCAUGUGGUGAACUUUUCAGCCCCCCAGUCUCAAGAGUCGAGCGUGGUUUCCGAUCGCCCUCUUAUCACGAGCUUAGAGACGCCAUCUCCGCCACCCACCCAAGAGUUGAGUCUGGAAGAGCAAAAUCUACAAACGGUGAACAACCUAACUCCCCUGUCUCAGGAGCCGCCUGUGGUUUUCGACGUUCCUCUUCGUACGAAUGUAGAGGCACCAACUCCGCCAUCACAAGGAGUGACUGAACCAGAAGUAACCACUGGAGCCAUCGCCAUAGUCCCUGCGUCGGAAAGUCAAGCACAAGGGACGCCAGAAGUCCCAGCAAACACGGCCGGUGCAUUUCUAGGCUUGGGCGCAACGGAUCCGGCUGAUGGGUCCACUCGCAAUAAAACAAUCAAGGAUGUUUCGGUGGAAACGUCAAUCCCCAAGACCCCUGCUCCUCGGGCCCGUCCGCUCCCUCGAAAGUCUCUUCAUAAACAAGAUGUCUUGUCAAAACCGACGCCGACAUCGCUCCAACAAUACAGAACCCGACUUUUGAACCGGAAUCCCCGAACUGCGAAUUGGGGUGCGCCUGGGGCUCGGAAGAAAAAGUUCGUCGGAGUGUAA